AUGAGGCUGCGCAUGGAGCCGGCGGCGGCGGCGGCCGUGCCGGGCAACCUCUCCCGCGGCGGCGGCGGCGGCAAUGAGAGCGGCGGGGCGGCGGCGGCGGCGGCGGGGUGGUCUGCGGCGGCGCUGGCCUCGCAGGCGCUGGCGCUGCUGCUCAUCUUCGCCCUCUCGGCGCUGGGCAACGGGGCGGUGGUGCUGGUGAUCGCCCGGCACCGGCAGCUCCGCACGGUCACCAACGCCUUCGUGCUGUCGCUGUCGCUGUCGGAGCUGCUGGGUGCCCUGCUCUGCCUGCCCCUGGCCUUCGUCAGCCUGCUCAGCCGCCCGCCCGGCGCCUGGCUCUUCGGGCAGCGCCUUUGCCUGGCCAGCGCCGCCCUCCACGCCGGGCUGGGCAUCGCCGCCACCCUCACCAUGGCCCUCCUCUCCUUCGACCGCUACUGCGCCAUCGUCCGCCAGCCCCGACACAAGAUGGGCCGCCGCCGCGCUGCCCAGCUCCUGGCUGCCGUCUGGCUGGCCGCCCUGGCUCUGGCCGGACCCUGGUACGGGCUGGCGGGCGAGGGGCGGCAGGAGGCCCAGCCCGGGGCCUACCGCUGCGUCUAUGUGCUGCCCUGGGGCUCCUCCCGGCUGGGGCCACCCUACGGCGCGGCCCUCAUCGUGCUCUGCUACCUCCUGCCCUUCGCCCUCAUGUGCUUCUGCCACUACAACAUCUGCCGGGCCGUGCGGCUGGCCGAGAGCCGCGUGCGGCCCCUCACCACCUACGGGCACCUGCUGCGGGCCUACGGGGAGAUGCGCACGGCCACCACUGUCCUCAUCAUGAUCGUCUCCAUCAUCUGCUGCUGGGGGCCCUACUGCAUCCUGGGGCUGGCUGCUGCCGCCGGCCGUCUGCCCUUCUCACCCACCAUGGACGCCGUAGCCAGCGGGAUGGCCUGGGCCAACGGUGCCAUCAACCCCCUCAUCUAUGCCGCCCGCAACCCCAACAUCUCUGUGCUGCUGCGGCGCAGCCGUGAGGGCGGCUACAGGACUAGGAACAACGUGACGGCGUACCUCUCGGUCCCGGGCCGCCAGCCAGAGCCCCGGAGCCGGGCUGACCGCAUCCGGGAGCGCUACGUCAACCGGCACAGUGGCCCCCCGGGCAGCGCCCCAUCCUCCUCCAGCCCGGCGAGUGGGGGAGAGGUGGCCAUGUGGGCCUGCAAGAACCCCGCUGUACUCUUCUGUCGGGAUGGGCAACCAGACACCAUCUCUGAGGCUGCCUUGCAGGCCAAAGCGGACACAGUCGACACUAGCCUCUGA
Gymnogyps californianus (California condor) is the source of this 1284-nucleotide messenger RNA. It is a transcript of the gene GPR135, whose product is annotated as G protein-coupled receptor 135. Gene Ontology annotation, biological process: G protein-coupled receptor signaling pathway. Gene Ontology annotation, cellular component: membrane. The record is from RefSeq and is a predicted model, not a curated record. NCBI's taxonomy places the organism in Eukaryota, Metazoa, Chordata, Aves, Accipitriformes, Cathartidae. Gene Ontology annotation, molecular function: G protein-coupled receptor activity. Bases 1 to 1284 code for a protein of 427 amino acids. The transcript has a single exon.